This is a messenger RNA of Olea europaea var. sylvestris, 1740 nucleotides long. RefSeq names its product lys-63-specific deubiquitinase BRCC36-like. Gene Ontology annotation, molecular function: polyubiquitin modification-dependent protein binding; metallopeptidase activity; cysteine-type deubiquitinase activity. The transcript is spliced from 10 exons. Gene Ontology annotation, cellular component: BRISC complex; BRCA1-A complex. Gene Ontology annotation, biological process: double-strand break repair. The coding region runs from base 220 to 1488 and encodes 422 amino acids. Lineage: Eukaryota; Viridiplantae; Streptophyta; Magnoliopsida; Lamiales; Oleaceae. The record is from RefSeq and is a predicted model, not a curated record.
GUCUGUAUUACAUCGAAAUUACGACCCGACCCACCAUCAACCCCAUUCACAAGAUCCCAAUUUUUUUCCCGCAAACCCCAAACCAAACCUUGCUGUGUUCUACAAUCUGAAGCCAUUUUCCAGACGGGCUCCGAGGAAGUCAGAGAGUAAAUAGGUUUCAGAAACUCCGAUUUUGAGACAUACACAAAUAUAUCAGAGAGAUAGAAGGAGGAGUCAGAGAUGUCUCUAACUAGUGUAAAGAUGUCGGAGGAAGUGUGGUUGACAUGCCUGACUCAUGCAUUGUCCACUGAGACCGAGGAGAUCAUGGGUCUUCUUCUUGGUGACGUUCAGCAUUCAAGAAAUGGAAAUGUGGUUGCAUUGGUAUGGGGAGCCCUGCCCCAACCUCGUUCGGAUCGUCAGAAGGACCGAGUAGAGACUAAUCCAGAACAGUUGACUGCCGCGUCAGCUCAUGCUGAAAGAGUUACAAUGGCAACAGGAAUAACAACCAGGGUGAUUGGCUGGUACCAUUCACAUCCUCACAUCACUGUUCUCCCCUCUCAUGUUGAUGUGCGUACUCAGGCUAUGUAUCAACUGUUGGAUUCUGGUUUUAUUGGGUUGAUAUUUUCAUGUUUCAGUGAAGAUGCGCAAAAGGUUGGAAGGAUUCAAGUCAUCGCAUUUCAGUCUUCUGAUCGGAAGCAGAAUCACAUUGUUAGACCUGUUUCUAUUUCCCCACAACAGAAAAGUUUUAUAGAUAUUGAAUCAUCUUUAAGUUCAUCAGAGAACAGAGUGACUAAAUCAGGCUCUAUCAAAGAAAAUAUUGAACAAGACACUGGUGAUUCCGGCACAGUUAAGGUCGGGGAUAGAUCACAUGACUUGGGAGGAUUUUCUGGGAAUGCCAAUGCCAGAAUGUUAGACAAUUACGAUGCCAACAAUUUAAAUAAUGCAAUUCAUGAUUUAGAUCCCAUGGAGAUGUCAGAUGGUAUGCAGGAAGCAAUGCACCUUUCGAAUUUGGAGAUGAGUGGUGCAGAAUUUGUGAGAAAGGAAAUUCCUCUUCAAGUACUGCCAACCUCGUCCCUUCUCAAUCUGGAUUCACCAUUGUCUUCAUUUACAGAUCUUCAGCGUGUUUUAUAUGAAGAGGAGAGGACUGCUUAUAAACAAGCAAUCGUUCAAAAUAUGGGGGAAGGAAAAGUGCAUCCGCUUACUUAUAUACAUCACACAUCAACUUAUCAGGCCUCCAUGUGCAAAAUGAUAGAAUAUUGCUUAAGCCCUGCCAUAAAUGUUCUUCAAGAUCAGUUGAGAGAAAAUGAAGUUCGGUUAAAAAUGCUCGCUGAUGAAGCCAAUGUUUUGGAGUUGGAGAUUUCACGAGGAAGCGAAUCAAAUUCUUCACCUCGUUCUCCAUCCCAGGGGCUUCAAGGUAGUCCAUCUGGUCAUAGAGACUUGUAUCCUACUGGUUUCAACAAAACGAGAAACGUUGGGGUUCCUGGUAGCCGAAGCCGAAAAGGAUCUUAGUUUUGUAUCAGAACCAAUCUAAUUAGAGAUUGUUCUAUGUACUAUGUUUGGCUUUUUUGCUUCAAUUGAGCCACCCUUUUGUUAGUGUCCCAUGUUCUUGCUAAAUCUUGCACGUCUAUGCUUUUUGUGGGAUUUGUAUACUCUACUUUUUCGUGGCUCCUAUGUGAAAACUGCCUAAUGUGAUCAAGUUCAUACGGGUAUAUACAUGUAUUAUUGAAAGUUCCAGAUGCAUAUACUUAAUCAUUAAAGCAA